This is a messenger RNA of Panicum hallii, 1333 nucleotides long. RefSeq names its product rRNA-processing protein EFG1-like. Lineage: Eukaryota; Viridiplantae; Streptophyta; Magnoliopsida; Poales; Poaceae. The coding region runs from base 102 to 1061 and encodes 319 amino acids. The record is from RefSeq and is a predicted model, not a curated record. Gene Ontology annotation, biological process: maturation of SSU-rRNA from tricistronic rRNA transcript (SSU-rRNA, 5.8S rRNA, LSU-rRNA). The transcript has 8 exons. Gene Ontology annotation, cellular component: nucleolus; preribosome, small subunit precursor.
ACGACCCACCCGGACACGGCCCAAUCCAAGCCCCACCUCGCGCACACGCCACGCGAGCGAAACGCUCCUGGUCUCCUCCGUCUCCGCCUAGGGUUCCGGCGAUGGCGCACGGCGGCUACCCACGCCGCGGCGCCGCCGUCCGCCGGCCCAAGUCCUCGGCCUCCGCCGGCGUAGCCGACCGCAAGCGGAAGCGAACCGCCUCCGCCAAGACCGCCUCGCUCAAGAACCAGAUCCGCUCCACCGAGCGCUUCCUGCGCAAGGACCUUCCUGAUGACAUUAGAAUUGCUCAAGAGAAGAAACUUGAAGAACUGAAGAGGCAGCAAGAGCUUCAGAAUCAACUGGCUGUUCAACGGACAGUUCAGUUGAGAGAUAGGAAGAUAAAAUUCUUUGAGAGGCGAAAGGUUGAGAGGAUGAUACGGCGCCUUGAGAAGCAGCAACGCUCAAAUGGUGAUGAUGUUAGCAAUAAGCUGUCAAAAUUGCGAGAAGACCUUGAAUAUGUUAGAUUUUUCCCAAAGAAUGAGAAAUAUGUCUCUCUGUUUGCUGGAGGGAAUACUUCAGAUGCGGUUGAAGAGAGGAACAAGUGGCGUAAACAGAUCAAAGAGAAUCUCAUGGCUGCUGCAGCGAAUGGAAAAGAUUUAGAAGAGACAGCAAGCGAUGACGAUGCCUUGGAUGUGAGUGAUGACGACUUCUUUAUGUCUGGAAGUUCAAGUGAUGAAGAGGCUGAUGAUGAGUGGACUGACAAAAGUGCUAAGGAACCAGCUUCCAGUGCUUCAGGUAGGGCAGCAUCUGGCAUGUCAAGCGAUGAAAAGAACCAGCGUCAGAGAGAUGCCCGGGUUCUUAUGCCACCACCUCGCUCAUUAGCGCCAAAUAGAGCCAGAUCUGCAGAUAAACGUGUGAUAUCCAGCUCAAGCAAUACUUCAAACAGCACAAGCGGCGAAUCAUUUAAGAAUAGAAGAGUACCAAAUCAUCCUGGAGAUCAUAACAGCAAUCUGAGUUCAAAUUCUGAUGCUCAUAAACCACGUCGCAAGAGGAGGCAUAAGAAGAAAAAGAAGCUGGCAUGAAUAUUCCCGAAGCGAGUGAAUCGUGGGGGUGGAAACUGAGAUUCCCAGCAAUGUUUGACUUUGAGCCUGGUCAAUUUGGAAAGGAAACAAACACAGAAUGUGUGGUGUGCCUGAGCAAGUUGAUGAUUUUGUAUGCUCUCCUGAUGUAAAACGACUCUGCAUCCAUUUGUUCACGGAUGUCACUUACAGUGCCUAGACCGUGGCAGUCUACCGAUCACAGAAUGCGUGUUGGGUUUCCUUGCGAAAUUACGUUUUCCAUGAUCCCACAUUAA